Klebsormidium nitens is the source of this 2513-nucleotide messenger RNA. Lineage: Eukaryota; Viridiplantae; Streptophyta; Klebsormidiophyceae; Klebsormidiales; Klebsormidiaceae. The record is from the annotation of a GenBank genome assembly.
UGAUCACUCUAGACGGGGCCCACUGUUCAAACACCUGAGGCUGAAACACAUGCUACUACUAGCCUCUAGGUAUCCUGGAUUUCCGUAACCGCCUCUUCAGACCAGCCCUGAGGCUGAACCUGAGCAGCUCUGGCAAGCUUCUCAAGAACUUCGCGGCUUGGGUCUUCGCAACAACCAGUUGGGAGCAGAGGCCAGCCGCCAGAGGCGCAGCUCAGCUUCAUGCAGUGGACGUUGGCAGAAGUGUAGCUGGCUGUCGGCUUUUAUUGAAAUCCCUUCUCUUAUUCGUGAGCAAUAAGCAGCUGCAAAUGUGAUAGCAGCCCGUUGCUUCUUUGUUUGGGUCCCCUUGGGAUCUGAUUCGUAUAAGAAGUUGCACGGUCAGGGCAACGGGGCCUGUUCAGAAGUUAAGCGCACAAAGUUGCAGUUUGCUCCUUCAAGUCAGAAGGACAGGCCCAACAUUCUUGCCGCUUCGUCAUCUGUCGCCGGAUCUUAGUCCUUCGAAAAAAAAGCUGUGAUACACGGAGUUUGGCUUCAAAUUAGCCAUGCAUCUGAGACUCUGAGCCUGAAGUCAUCCCCUGACCUCUUACACUAGAAAGCUUGCAAUAUUUGUGGUAAAUUAGCAUUCCCAGCUCAAAAGACAUGAUGGCUUCUGGCUUGGAUUCCGUGUUGGAGCCGAGCACAAGCGGGGCUGGAAUUGUGGCAAUGGACACGGGUCUUUCUCAUCAGAGAUUUCCCUCUUCCAAAAUGAAAAUAGACGAACUCUUCAUUCAGUGGCUGUCGCUACCAGACUCUCAAAAGUUGGUGUUGUCCCUACUGGAGGAUGCAAAAGCCGGCCUUCCUUUGGUUGGCCCAUCCUCGAGCUCUUCCUUCAGUCCUGGAAGCUCCACCCCCCUCUCCCCGUCAUCAGCGCAGGCCCUGUUUGCGGCUUCAACCACACCCCCUCUUUCUCCCAAGAGCUCUGCCGGCUCCCCGCUGUCGCCUAGGUCGCCUAUGCGGAGGGCACCAUUUGGACAUGCAGGCAGCCCUCUGAAGAAAGCGAGCGAGCCCCUACAGGAACGAAUCCCACAGUUCUAUUUCCCGAAAGGUGCCCCCCUGACAGAGAAGCAGCAAGUGGAGUUGCAAGCAGAGAUAGACGGCAUCUGGAUUCCUCAUCCUGAGGGCCUUCCUCUCCAAGCGUUCAUGGAUGUCACCAAGAACGUGUGCCGCCUUCCCUCCUUCUUCAACGGCGUGCUCUUCAAAAAGCUCGAGAAAGAGGGCUCCAACGUGGUCACGAAGCAAGACUUCCUGCACUUCUGGGUGUCGGAGUCGUUGGUUGACGCCGACCAGAACACCCGGCUCUUUGCUGUCCUCAAGCAACCCGGAAAGAACCACCUCACCCAGGACGACUUCAAGCCAGUGCUGCGGGAGCUUCUGGCGAGCCACCCGGGCCUCGAGUUCCUCCACGACACCCCCGAGUUCCAGGAGCGUUAUGCGGAGACAGUCAUCUAUCGAAUCUUCUACACCGUAAACCGCUCGGGGAGCGGGAACAUUACGCUGCGGGAGCUCAAGAGAAGCAACCUGCUGGCGGCCAUGCAGCUCGUGGACGUGGAGGAGGACAUCAACAAGGUCUUGAAAUAUUUCUCGUACGAGCACUUCUACGUCAUUUACUGCAAAUUCUGGGAGCUGGACAGCGACCACGACUUCCUGAUAGAUAAAGAGGACUUGCUACGAUACGGGAACCACGCACUGACGUACCGAAUAGUGGACCGGAUCUUCGCACAGGUCCCCCGGCGCUUCACGAGCGGCGUGCCGGGCAAGAUGAGCUACGAGGACUUUGUGUGGUUCAUCCUGUCGGAGGAGGACAAGACGACGGAGCUGAGCCUGGAGUACUGGUUCAAGUGCGUGGACCUGGACUGCGACGGCCGGAUCACGCCCAACGAGAUGCAGUACUUCUACGAGGAGCAGCUGCACCGCAUGGAGUGCAUGGCGCAGGAGCCCGUGCUCUUUGAGGACAUCGUCUGCCAGAUGGCCGACAUGAUAAACCCAGAGGUGGAGGGCGUGUUGACAUUGAGGGACUUGAAGCACUGCAAGCUGUCCGGAAACUUCUUCAACAUCCUCUUCAACCUCAACAAGUUUGUAGCUUUCGAAACCCGGGACCCCUUCUUGAUCCGACAAGAACGAGAAGACCCGACAUUAACCGAAUGGGAUAGAUUUGCACGGCAGGAGUACAUACGGCUCUCCAUGGAAGACGAGGGGGAGGAAACGUCGAAUGGCAGCGCGGAAGUCUGGGACGAGUCGCUAGAGGCGCCUUUUUGAGAGUGAACAAGAAGUGGCUUUGCGUAAGACCACUGCGCAGGCUUGUUCGGAACCAGCUAGCAACGCUUAUGCCCUACUGCAAUGUUCUUAUGAUUCAACAUGCCGGAUGAGUGAUGGCCGCUAGCAUGCAGCAAGCACUUGAGGCCUUUGCUGUGUUCUGCAGAGAGCUGUGCUGCAUUGUGUGAUGCUGACAUGGAUCGACCGUCACUCUCAAGUCCUUC